CGGAGGAAUUACUUCCGGUGCACUGUAGUUCAUGUUGCUGACGUCAUGAUGUGAAGUCCUUGAUUGAUUCUUUUCACUCAAAAUGCGAUAAAGCUUCAGAUCAGCAGGUUAUAAACCCGGUCCGUCUCUCCGGUUCUGUUCUGAUCACCCGGCGGUGGCGGCUGUUGAUCCGGGAUCCUCUGAGCCGGAAUGUUUUCACUGUGGAGCCUGAGACCGGCGCUGACAUCACUGAGACCGGCGCUGACGUCACUGAUUCAAGCCUCCCAGCAUGCAUCUGUCUGGACGGGUCCCAUCCUCUCCAGGACCAUGGCCACCCUCAACCAGAUGCACCGCCAGGGGAAGCCCAAACCGCCUCCGAAGUCUGUCGGCGCCACGUUCGGCCGUCCCCAGUUGAAGGGCGUGGUCCUGAAGACCAUGAUCCGAAAGCCCAAGAAGCCCAACUCUGCCAACAGGAAAUGCGCUCGAGUGCGUCUGUCCAACGGGAAGGAGGCGGUGGUGUUCAUCCCCGGCGAGGGACACAACCUGCAGGAGCACAACGUGGUGCUGGUGGAGGGCGGGAGGACGCAGGACCUGCCCGGCGUCAAACUCAAAGUGGUCCGAGGAAAAUAUGACUGUGCUCACGUUGUGAAGAAGAAACAGUAGACCGAGACGAGGAACGCUGCGAUUGAUUAAUAAAUUAAUAAAUACAUGUGACUGUC
Sebastes umbrosus (honeycomb rockfish) is the source of this 698-nucleotide messenger RNA. It is a transcript of the gene mrps12, whose product is annotated as mitochondrial ribosomal protein S12. Gene Ontology annotation, biological process: translation. Gene Ontology annotation, cellular component: ribosome; small ribosomal subunit. The record is from RefSeq and is a predicted model, not a curated record. Bases 190 to 642 code for a protein of 150 amino acids. The transcript is spliced from 3 exons. Lineage: Eukaryota; Metazoa; Chordata; Actinopteri; Perciformes; Sebastidae. Gene Ontology annotation, molecular function: structural constituent of ribosome.